AUGAGUGAUCAAGAAUCUGUUGUUUCAUUCAACUCCCAAAACACUUCCAUGGUGGACGUUGAAGACCAACAACCCCAACAAUACGUCCCCGCAAAAACCAGUUCUCGUACAAACCAAUUGAAGUUAACCAAGACUGAAACAGUAAAGUCUUUACAAGAUUUAGGUGUCACUUCGGCUGCCCCGGUGCCUGACAUCAAUGCUCCUCAAACUGCUAAAAAUAACAUUUUCCCAGAAGAAUAUACUAUGGAAACUCCAUCUGGACUGGUUCCAGUAGCCACCUUGCAAUCCAUGGGUAGAACCGCCACUGCUUUAUCUCGUACCAGAACGAGACAAUUGAACCGUACCGGUACCAAUUCUUCAUCCACCGGUAAAGAAGAAAUGGAGGAAGAAGAAAUCGAAGAAGGUGAAGAUCAGAGCGCCGAAAACGAAUUGGACCCAGAAAUCGAAUUCGUCACUUUUGUCACUGGUGAUCCUGAAAACCCCCACAACUGGCCCGGAUGGAUCCGUUGGACCUAUACCGUGCUGCUAUCCAUCCUGGUUAUUUGCGUUGCCUACGGGUCCGCUUGUAUCAGUGGUGGGCUGGGAACCGUCGAGAAAAAAUACCACGUCGGUUUGGAAGCUGCUAUUUUAUCGUGUUCCUUAAUGGUCAUCGGGUUCUCCUUGGGUCCUUUGAUCUGGUCUCCAGUCAGUGACUUGUACGGUAGAAGAGUCGCUUACUUCGUGUCUAUGGGUCUUUAUGUCAUUUUCAACAUUCCUUGCGCAUUGGCCCCAAAUCUAGGUUGUCUUUUGGCCUGUAGGUUUUUAUGUGGUGUCUGGUCCUCCUCCGGCCUAUGUCUCGUUGGUGGGUCCAUCGCCGAUAUGUUCCCUAGUGAAACUAGAGGUAAAGCCAUCGCUUUCUUUGCCUUUGCUCCUUAUGUUGGUCCCGUUGUUGGCCCAUUAGUCAAUGGUUUCAUUUCUGUUUCCACCGGCCGUAUGGACCUGAUCUUCUGGGUCAACAUGGCCUUCGCAGGUGUUAUGUGGAUCGUGGCCUCUGCUAUUCCAGAAACAUACGCUCCAGUCAUCUUGAAAAGAAAGGCCGCCAGAUUAAGAAAGGAGACCGGUAACCCUAAGAUCAUGACUGAACAAGAAGCCCAAGGUGUUAGUAUGAGCGAAAUGAUGAGAGCUUGUUUGUUAAGACCUCUAUACUUUGCUGUCACCGAACCUGUCUUGGUUGCCACUUGCUUUUACGUGUGUUUGAUUUACUCUCUAUUAUAUGCGUUCUUCUUCGCCUUCCCCGUCAUUUUCGGUGAAUUGUAUGGUUACAAAGAUAACAUUGUUGGACUGAUGUUUAUUCCAAUUGUUAUCGGUGCUCUCUGGGCCCUAGCCACCACCUUUUACUGUGAAAACAAGUAUCUAGCAAUCGUCAAACAACGUAAGCCUACACCCGAAGAUCGUCUGUUGGGUGCCAAGAUCGGUGCUCCAUUCGCUGCUAUUGCCCUUUGGAUUUUAGGUGCCACCUCUUACAAACAUAUUAUUUGGGUUGGGCCAGCUUCAGCCGGUUUAGCUUUUGGUUAUGGUAUGGUGUUGAUUUACUAUUCGCUAAACAACUAUAUCAUUGAUUGUUACGUCCAAUAUGCAUCCAGUGCUUUGGCCACAAAGGUCUUCUUAAGAUCAUGUGGUGGUGCUGCCUUCCCAUUGUUUACCAUUCAAAUGUACCACAAAUUGAACUUACACUGGGGUUCUUGGUUGUUGGCUUUCAUCUCUACUGCUAUGAUUGCUCUACCUUUUGCAUUCUCUUACUGGGGUAAGGAAUUGAGACAUAAACUGUCCAAGAAGGACUACUCUAUCGAUAGUGUCGAUAUGUAA
This is a messenger RNA of Saccharomyces eubayanus, 1845 nucleotides long. It is a transcript of the gene TPO2, whose product is annotated as spermine transporter. Bases 1 to 1845 code for a protein of 614 amino acids. The record is from RefSeq and is a predicted model, not a curated record. Gene Ontology annotation, molecular function: spermine transmembrane transporter activity. Gene Ontology annotation, biological process: transmembrane transport; spermine transport. Gene Ontology annotation, cellular component: fungal-type vacuole membrane. Lineage: Eukaryota; Fungi; Ascomycota; Saccharomycetes; Saccharomycetales; Saccharomycetaceae. The transcript has a single exon.